UCAGCCCACAGUCAGUCGCUCUGUGUUGGGUCUGCAGGCGAGGAGUGCCCCCCCCCCACCCUCAACCCCAACGCCCGGGGUUACUCAACAAGAAGCUAUGGAUUAUUUCCUGCGGGUUUCUCUUCGUUUUUAAAGCCGUUUCGGACUCUUGCAGACUUCUCGGAAACGGUGCAGGACUUCCCCAACACGAGCAGCCGUUUGAACUCGCAGCCGUUAGCUUCACGAUAUUUUACUGUUUUGAAAUCGAGCCAGUGUUUCUGUUGGUGUGUUUACCGCUGGCAACGGGAGCGUUUCUGUGUGUCUUCUGGACUGAAAUAAUUCAAACUAGAUGAUAAAUCACUCCACACCUCACUCGAUAGUUAGCCUACUGAGGCUAGCAGGUUUCAUUUUGCUAAGCUAGCGUGGCGGCUAACUAGUAGAUAUCGAUAUUGCCAGCAGGCUAAAAGCGAGUUAGCUCCCAGAGAGUCGUGUUGGGUUUAUCUUGUGAUUAGCUCCUCACACCUUCUCUCUCCAACUGGAUUCGGUGUUAACCAUCCAGAGGUGUUAAACUACAUCUGUAAGGACAUUUUUGUAUGAUUGAUGAGCCGUUGGGGAACAUUUCAGCCUUACAGGAAGCCAGCAGCAGCAGCAGGAGGAGGAGGAGGAGGAGGAGGAGGACGGCAACAUAAACAACAAGAAGCGGUCUGAAGAUUUUCUGGAGUCCUGCGCUUGUGUGCCAAAACGCUUCUGAGAGAUUUGCAUUUUUUUUUGUUGCUACAAACAGCAAAGAGGCAGAAGUGUCCCCCUCACUGAGACACAUUUCAACCUGUCACCUCCUAAUUUGCCCUUUUUCCGGCUGCAACACGUGUCCGGGUUUUAUUGCUGCAAAGCAGGUUUUCUGCUGUCACUGUGCAGCCUCUGAAAUUGGAGCAUUUUUUAUUUUUUUUGAAAGCGCAGUGUUUACAUUUUAAAGACUGAAACACAUGCAGCACUGGAGAAAGACCAGUCGUCUAGGCGGAUUUCCACCAAGAGGACCAGGAGAGUCCCCCCCCCUCCCCUCAGAGACCUGUAGGAUUUGACAGCUGUCUCCAGAAUCCAGCAUCUGGUACAUCUCUGUGAGACUAUAAAGCGAGGAAUCCUAAAAAAAAACAAAAAAAACCGAGAUCUCAUCUGGCCCCCUUUUUUUUUUUUUUCUUGCAGCAUUUCUCUCACAAUACGCCCUGCAUGGAGAAACCUGCGUUUCGGCACUAAAUGGGAUUACAACGACGGAGAUCAGGCGGCCCUGCAUGGUGACUGUGUGUUAUUUCUGCAGUAACCUGUCACCCAAAUGUCUACCCUCCUCAAUUUCCCUUUUUCUGUCACAAUGAUGGUAGUGUGAGGGCAGCCGGAGACAACGACACCAACCGUUCCAGUCGAUGGUCAGCCCCGCCGUCCGCUCAGCUGGGCCCCCCGUCACGCACCUUCACUGCUUCAUGUUAUCUGGAGGAGGACAUUGUUUUGUAUAAUCACCCAAAACCAGAACCCAUCCCCAGCCCCGGUUUUAUUUUUUAUUUUUAUUGAUUUGGUCGCACCAGGGUCGAAAGAUGGCGGACCUCGAAGCAGUGCUCGCCGAUGUCAGUUAUUUGAUGGCGAUGGAGAAGAGCAAAUCUACUCCAGCGGCCCGGGCGAGUAAGAAAAUCAUCCUGCCUGAGCCCAGUAUUCGCAGUGUGAUGCAGAAGUACCUCGAGGAGAGAGACGAACUGACGUUUGACAAAAUAUUCAACCAGAAAAUCGGCUUCCUCCUCUUCAAAGACUUCUGUAUGAACGAGAUCGACGAGGCCGUGCCGCAGCUCAAGUUCUACGAGGAAAUUAAAGACUACGAGAAGCUGGACUCCGAGGACGAGAGGUCGAGCCGCAGCCGGCAGAUUUACGACGGAUACAUCAUGAAGGAGCUGCUGUCCUCCUCACACCCCUUUUCUAAGAAAGCAGUGGACCAUGUGCAGAGUCACCUAAAGAAGAAACAGGUUCCCCCCACCCUCUUCCAGCCGUACAUCGUGGAGAUCUGUGACAGCUUGAGAGGGAAGAUCUUCCAGAAGUUCAUCGAGAGCGACAAGUUCACUCGUUUUUGUCAGUGGAAGAACGUGGAGCUCAACAUCCAUCUGACCAUGAACGACUUCAGCGUGCAUCGGAUCAUCGGCAGGGGCGGCUUCGGCGAGGUGUACGGCUGCAGGAAGGCCGACACGGGGAAGAUGUACGCCAUGAAGUGUUUGGAUAAGAAGAGGAUUAAGAUGAAGCAGGGCGAGACUCUGGCGCUCAACGAGAGAAUCAUGCUGUCGUUAGUCAGCACGGGGGACUGCCCGUUCAUCGUGUGUAUGACGUACGCCUUCCACACCCCCGACAAGCUGUGCUUCAUCCUGGACCUCAUGAACGGGGGCGACCUGCACUACCACCUGUCUCAGCACGGCGUGUUCAGUGAGAAGGAGAUGCGUUUCUACGCGGCUGAAAUCAUCCUGGGUCUGGAGCACAUGCACAACCGCUUUGUGGUCUACAGAGACCUCAAGGUAAGACCCCCGAUUAAUGUGGAGCUGCCAGACUCCUUCACUGCAGAGCUCAAAGACCUGCUGGAGGGGCUGCUGCAGAGAGACGUUUCCAAGAGGCUCGGCUGUCUGGGCCGAGGAGCCCCGGAGGUGAAGGAACAUCAGUUUUUCAAAGGCAUCGACUGGCAGCAGGUUUACCUCCAGAAGUACUCUCCUCCUUUAAUCCCUCCCCGGGGAGAGGUGAACGCCGCAGACGCUUUCGACAUCGGCUCUUUUGAUGAGGAGGACACCAAGGGCAUUAAGCUGCUGGACAGCGACCAGGAGCUCUACAAGAACUUCCCUCUGGUCAUCUCGGAGCGCUGGCAGCAGGAAGUGGCGGAGACGGUUUACGAGGCGGUCAACUCGGACACGGACAAGAACGAAGCUCGAAAGAGGGCCAAGAACAAACAGCUGGGCCACGAGGAGGACUACGCCCUGGGGAAAGACUGCAUCAUGCACGGGUACAUGCUGAAGCUGGGGAACCCGUUCCUCACCCAAUGGCAGCGCAGAUACUUCUACCUGUUCCCCAACCGGGUGGAGUGGAGGGGGGAGGGGGACACGCGGCAAAACCUGCUGACGAUGGAGCAGAUCGUGACGGUGGAGGAAACGCAGAUUAAAGACAAGAAGUGCAUCCUGCUGCGCAUCAAAGGAGGGAAGCAGUUUGUGCUGCAGUGCGAGAGCGACCCGGAGUUCGUGCAGUGGAAGAAGGAGCUGACCGAGGCGUUCACAGAAGCUCAGAAGCUGCUGCGCCGCGCCCCCAAAGUCAUCGGGAAGGGCCGCGCCGCAGUGGUGGAGCUCUCCAAACCUCCCCUCACACACCGCAACAGCAACGGCCUGUGAAUACACACACACACACACACACACACACACACACACUUAUAUAUGUACAAAUACACACACACACACACACACACACACACUGCACCCCAGCCCCCCCGCCUCCUGAAUCAGCUGCAGGGCGUUUGACACCUUCCCAAGCCCCGCCCACAACGCCUCGCAGUGUGACCACCAGCCUCUUACACACACACACACACACACACACACACACACACACACACACACAAAUCGACAUGAUGACCAAUCAUCUAGUUUUUUUUUUUGUUUUUUUUUCGCCAUGGGACCUCGCCAGUUUACGGAGAGGAAGACGAGAAACAUUCUGGGAGGACUCAGCAUGUGAAGAAACCUCUGCAUGAAUGUGACGUCCCUGUGUCUCUCUGUCCCCCCUCCCCUCCCUCCCCCCCCCCCACCCCCUCCCCCAUACUUGGACCUCCGCCUCACACAUGAGCCUGAGAGACUCGUGGGGCGAAACAUUUGAUCGUCUGGUGUCUCCGAGGCGAUGACAUCAGGAAUCAGCGGGUGGAGGGGGGAAACAAAAGAAGAAGAGGCUGCUUGACUCGCUCUCCUCACCCCCCCCUCCCUCUCCUCACCCCCCUUCCCUCCGUUACUGAAGUGCAUAAAGUGCCAACUUGGAUAUUUACUUGAGUCACCUGGAGCGCCCAGAGGACCCGCUCGGUGGCAGAUACGGUUGUUGUCGGAGGGAGGGGGGGGUUUGGGGGGGGUUUGAUCAUUCCAAUGCAGACAAACAGGAACUACAAGAAGCCACAGACCUGCUCUCAUUGGCUCUCACACAGCCAGUUACCAUAGAGACUGGGAUUCCAUUGGCUGGUGGGAAACAGCAGCCGGUUGCUAUGGUAACCAUGAAGACUGGUAUACCUUUCAGAGACGGGGGGGGGGGGGCUGAGUGUAAAUAAGAAACCCUUUCUCUGUGCAUCUCCAGUGUUCUAGUCCCACGUGUUUGCAUUAUCGGGGAUUCUCUGUUUGUGGGUCUGAGGGGGCGGAGUCAUACAGCUUUCAAUCCCUCGCAGCGCUGCGUUACCUCACUUGGACUGUGUCAGGAUUUCUUUAGGGGCCAAAUGUAUCGCUCUCUGCUCGUACGAAUGUCUGUGUCGUCGCCUCGCAGCUUUUUUGGACAUUUCUGCGUCCCGCUCGCUCACAAAUCGACCUUCAUCGUGUUCUUAGACCGUCAGUCGGCUGCUGGUGGUGUGCAGGGAGAAAAACAAAUCCAACACAAACACUUCAUAAGGUCGUCUCUCGGAGGUUUGAGGCGUUUGGAUGUUAUUUAAAUGUUUUUCUUUUGUAGUUCUGUACAGGCAGAGUUAGACUGCAUUUCCCAGAAUGCACCAGGAGAGCCUGCUGAAAACUCUCUGAUGCAAGUUGAAGCAGGAAGUAGUGAGAGUAGAGACGAGCUUUCAGGAAAAAAAACAUGAAUGUUGCACCCUCAAAACGCACGGCGGAGCUGCAACAAACGCCGACGUUUCAGUUUGAAAUGAUUUUAUUCUGAAAGCGUUUUUAAUCGGACGACUCGAUAAAAAGAAGCCUCAAAUCACCCUGAAGAAGCUGCAGCCGGUGAAUCAGUCCGCCAACUCUGCGUGAAAAAUCCCUCAAAUGAUCGAUCGACGGUCGUCAAGAAAAGUCGGCAAGAAGUCAUUUCCUGUUCUUGAAUUGAACGCCGCCCGCAGCUCGGCGUUUAAGUGUCGCUCCUCGUAGAACGCCAAAGCAGAAUCCUGCAGUGCUCCCUGAAAAAAAUCCACGCAGAGAAACGUCUCUCCUCUUGCCGGCGACCUUCAGCUGUAGAUUAAAAAUUAAAAACACGUUUACAAAUCAAAAGUUUGCAAUCGACAGUAAAGAGUUGACGUGUGUUGCCGUGGUAACCUUUUCUUAAAUCAGA
This is a messenger RNA of Labrus mixtus (cuckoo wrasse), 5262 nucleotides long. RefSeq names its product G protein-coupled receptor kinase 3 (gene grk3). Gene Ontology annotation, biological process: protein phosphorylation; regulation of signal transduction; G protein-coupled receptor signaling pathway. Lineage: Eukaryota; Metazoa; Chordata; Actinopteri; Labriformes; Labridae. The transcript is spliced from 18 exons. The coding region runs from base 1563 to 3374 and encodes 603 amino acids. The record is from RefSeq and is a predicted model, not a curated record. Gene Ontology annotation, molecular function: G protein-coupled receptor binding; ATP binding; G protein-coupled receptor kinase activity.